CGUUGCCGGUGAAGUGUUCAUCGUCGAAAGCCUGACCUCUCCACCGAACAUCGGUCUCGUAAACUACUAAGCUUCUCGUUUCUGGCGGCUGCAACCUAUCUUGAACCAAAGGAUUGUGAAAAUAAGCUGAAGAAUCCAUGGAGGAUGCGGGACAGCUGCAGUGCGUGGGGAAGUUAGAGAUCGUGAAGCCAAAACCUGUCGGCUUUCUGUGCGGAACUCUUCAUGUCCCAACUGAUUCCACCUUCCCCUCUUUCCAUGCUGCCAUCGUUCCCGCUCCCCACACAAUUGGAGCUCCGCGCUAUCAAAUGCUUCCUGCGGAGACCGACCUCAACACUCUUCCAUUACUCUCCAAUUUGCCAGAAAAAGCUUUCUUAGCGGAGUCUAAUACCAGUGAAGGUAUACAAUGGGAUAAUAGUGUGCUCUCUCAAAAUCUUUUUAAAAAAUGUGAAGCACUUGCGGUAUCAGGUUUGACGGAAUAUGGUGAUGAAAUAGAUGUUGUUGCUCCGACAGACAUCUUGAAACAGAUUUUUAAGAUACCUUACUCGAAGGCCCAACUAUCUGUUGCUGUUCAGCGGAUUGGAGAUACUCUCAUUCUAAAUGCAGGCCCCAAUGUUGAAGAAGAAGAAAAGCUUUUCAGAAAACAAAGCAACCAAUCUAAAUGUUCCCAUCCUUCAAUAUUUUUGAAUUUCGCAAUGCACUCAGUAAGAGCAGAGGCUUGUGAUUGUCCGCCCAAUCACCAACCUUCAUCACAGAAGCAACCAACCUCCACUAGCUUGCCUGUGAACUUUGGACUUGUGGAGGAUUCUUAUGUGUCUUCCACCCCCUCACGUACUAGUAAGUCUCAGAUUCUGGAUCAGAAAUCCAAUAAAGGGAAAAAGCCUUCCCAGUCCAAUAAUGAGAAAUACUUUUGGGACAACAAGAUGAAUAAGCAAAAAAGUGGUUCAGGUUCCGUCAAAAGAACUCAUAUUGGCGAAAAUCCAAGACGUCCAAUACAAGAUUCUGAUCAACGCAGGAGACCUGUUAAUAAUGGCUUCCUGAGGGUUCUAUUUUGGCAAUUUCACAAUUUUCGGAUGCUUUUGGGUAGUGAUAUGCUUCUGUUUAGCAAUGAUAAAUAUGUAGCAGUAAGCUUGCACCUGUGGGAUGUAACAAGACAAGUCACACCACUAACUUGGCUUGAAGCCUGGCUAGACAACAUUAUGGCGAGCGUGCCUGAAUUGGCUAUCUGUUACCACCAAAAUGGUGUUGUUCAAGGCUAUGAACUUGUGAAAACAGACGAUAUUUUUCUACUUAAGGGUGUAUCUGAGGAUGGAAUUCCUGCAUUCCACCCACAAGUUGUUCAGCAGAAUGGUCUUUCUGUGUUGAGGUUCCUCCAAGAGAACUGCAAACAAGAUCCUGGUGCAUAUUGGCUCUACAAAGGUUCUGGAGAGGAUGUAAUACAACUCUUCGACCUGUCUGUCCUUCCUAAGAGUCAUCCAGAUGACAAUCAUGAUAAGGCCCCCAGUUCUUUAUCGUCCUUAAUGCAAAAAGGAAGAAGGGAUACCAUGUUCUCUCUUGGGACUCUUCUUUACCGUAUUGCUCAUAGGCUGUCACUCUCAAAGGCACCAAGUAAUCGGACAAAGUGUGCAAAGUUCUUUAAAAAAUGCCUGGAUUUUCUUCGUGAGCAGGACCAUAUGGUGGUUCGUGCAUAUGCUCAUGAGCAAUUUGCUCGACUCAUCUUGAAAUGCUAUGAGGAAUUGGAGCUAGCAUCUGACACAAUUCUUGUAGAACCUGAGGCUAGAGUGACUAAUUUGGAAGAAUGUUCAGAAUUUCCAUUCUCAAUGUUUGGUUUAGUUGGGCAUAGCACAGGGAUUUCUCAAGAUGAUACGCCAACAAAAGAUGGAAAUACUAUUGCAGGUGCAUCUUUAGAUACAUCUGUCUUGCUUAACAUAGAAGAAGCCAAUUCACGAACUCCUCAAAAUGAUUCCAUGUACCCAGCACCAGUUGCAAGAGAUUUUUCACAAACUACAGCUAAUUUAGAAAUGUGCCAGAUAUCUACCUCUCCCAGUCUACCUAAAAUAGUUGCGGAUCCAAUCUCCUCCAAGUUGGCUGCGAUACACCAUGUCUCUCAAGCAAUUAAAUCUCUCAGGUGGAAGAGGCAAUUGCAAAAUGCUAGAGGAGAUUUUUUUGAUCCUGGAAACAGAUUGAAUGAAAAACCAGCAACAGUCAACUUAUCUCUUUGCAUAUGUGGUGAUGUUAACUGUAUUGAAAUCUGCGAUAUUAGGGAAUGGCUUCCAAAAACUAAAAUGGACCAGAAGAUGUGGAAUCUUGUCUUGCUACUAGGAGAGUCGUAUCUAGCUCUUGGGGAUGCUUACAAGGAAGAUGGGCAAUUGCAUCGAGCUCUUAAGGUUAUUGAAUUAGCUUGUCUAGUUUAUGGAUCAAUGCCACAGCAUCUAGAUGAGGCUCGAUUUAUCUCAUCUAUGGACAGUGGGGAAUCAUAUCAGCUUAAGUUCAAAGAAAGCGAUGACACCCCAUUUUUUCUAAGAGAUGCCCAAGAAGACCUAAAUUUCAAUAUCUGUAAGGAAGGUUAUCUUUCUGAACAUUUAUCUUCUGUCUAUUUAUUCUGGCCUAAGGCCUGGUCUCUUAUCGGGGAUGUAUAUGUGGAGUAUCAAAGAACGAAAGGUAAAGAAGUUCAGGGAAGAAAAGAUGAUAGAAUAUCAGGUAAUGAGCUUAGGGUGUCAAAUGAUGUUGUAAGGGAGGUUAUGCGUCUUAAGAAGAAGCUCGGACAAUACAUGAAAAACUGCAGUUCGUGCUUACUGAUAAACUGUAGUUGUCAAAAUGAUAGAGCAAGCAGUGGCAACAGUGCAAGUAGUAGUGGAAAUGCUCCCCCAUCUUAUAGCAGAAAGCAUAACAGAAAAUCAAACUUGAGGGCUUCUUUUUUACAUUGUGGAAACAGUAAUGAUACUAGCAGUUCAUGCUGGUCAGACAGUUUUAAUUCUUCUGAAAAUGAGCAUUGUGAGAACGACAAUGAAGAAGAUGAUGAGCAUGACAGUCCAACAAAACCCUCUAAUCCAUACUUAACAGUUUUAGGUAUCUUGGACAAUGAAAAUACAGUAGAUAACACACCUUCUAUGCAAACAGUCUUUUCUACAUCAAGUUUCACAAAUGCAUCUAAAGUUGGAAAUGGAGGUAUUUUCAGGUUUCUUGGAGGUCCUGAACCAGAUAAUGUAGAAUACAAUUUGUCAGCUGCUAUGUACUGUUAUAAUGCAGCAAGGAAUGCUAUGAAAGGCUUUAGUCUUUGUUCGCCGGAGUUAACUUCUAUACUAAAAAAGAAAGGAUGGGUUUGUAAUGAACUAGGCCGCUAUAGACUUGAUAAAAAGGACUUGUCUUCCGCGGAAAUUGCAUUUGCUGAUGCAAUUCAGGCAUUCAAAGAGGUUUCUGACCAUACCAAUAUUAUACUUAUAUACUGUAAUCUAGGUCAUGGGAGAAGAUCAUUGGCUGAAGAACUGGUAUCCAAGUUAGACGAGCUUAUUGAAUAUGAUGUCCUUCAAAAUGCAUACAAACAGGCCAUUAAGACUGCAAAAUUGGAAUAUUUUGAAUCACUAAAGCAUUAUGAUGCUGCAAAAAUGGAACUAGAUUCCGUUAGUGGAACUUGUGAUACUUUGUUAUAUAAUGAAGUGUAUACACAGUUUGCUCACACAUACUUGAGACUUGGAAUGCUUUUGGCAAAAGAAGGCAUUUCUGAUAACGUUCAUGCUGGUAUUAAAAAGGACUAUUCUGUAAAUGUUAGCGCACUAGAGCGACAUAAAAAGAUAACUUCAGCUAGUGAUGCUUUUAGGGAGGCAUUGUCCAUGUAUGAAUCUCUGGGUGUGCUGCGGAAACAGGAAGCUGCUUUUGCACACUUCCAACUUGCCAACUUUCAUAGAGACAAUUGUUUGAAACUGGUAGAUUUGGAACAAAAACAACUUAGCUUUGCAAAAGGAGAAAACAAGCAUCUAAAGGCCAAGUGGUAUUCUACUUUAGCUGAUAAGCACUGGAAAAAAGCUUUAGAUUUCUAUGGCCCUAUGACACAUCCUGUCAUGCAUCUAAACAUCCUCUUGGAGCAAGCAGCCCUUUCUAUAGACCUCUCAAUCUCAUUCCAUUCAAAUGCAAUGCUGGAAGCUGCCCUACUUACCCUACUUGAUGGCCGACAAAUAGUAGAGAGAGGCAAAGAUUGUGAAAUUGACAAGGAUUCACAGAUGAAAUCAAAAUUCUGGAAUAAGUUGCAAUUUUUGUUGAAGAAAAUGCUAUCUUCUUCUCUCUCUGGUGGACGCAACAAAACUGGUGGGGCAAGCUUGCCAGCGCCCGCUGCUGCUAGCGUUUGGGAUAAUGGAAAACUGAAGGAGAUGUAUCGCAUUUCCCUGAAAUCUUCUACUUUUAGUCAACUGCAUGAAAUGCACAAGUUGUGGUUGUCCUAAAUUGCAUGUUCAUAGUGAGUAUGAGGACUGCAAGACUAUGUUGUACGAAUCUACUGAAUUUAUUCCAUAAUUUCAACAAUAUAUAUUUUUUAUAUGUUAUUGUUUGUUA
Dendrobium catenatum is the source of this 4542-nucleotide messenger RNA. RefSeq lists its product as uncharacterized. The record is from RefSeq and is a predicted model, not a curated record. Gene Ontology annotation, molecular function: protein binding. Gene Ontology annotation, biological process: positive regulation of DNA-templated transcription. Lineage: Eukaryota; Viridiplantae; Streptophyta; Magnoliopsida; Asparagales; Orchidaceae. The transcript is spliced from 9 exons. Bases 138 to 4433 code for a protein of 1431 amino acids.